AUGGCCACCUCUACUAUUCUUUCCUUGACUGACCAGAUCAGAGAAGAGGUCACUUGCGACCCUAUCCCUUCUGCUCAUGGACAUGCUCGUCUUCUUCAGCUUGUUGAUGAGCUAAAGCUGGCCAUUGAAACCCCUACCGAGACCGUUCUUCGAUUGAUCUACCAGCCCCCAGAGAACGCUGCUCUGCGCACCGUUGUGGAUCUGGGAAUUUUCCCGCUUCUUGUGAGGGAUGGCCAGAAAGACGGCCUUACGGCCACAGAUAUAGCCCUUUGUACCGGUGCCGACAGAGCCUUGAUCGUGCGCCUCAUGAGGGUGAUGUCUGCACUUGGCCUAUGCACAAACAUUGAGCCCGAAAUAUACCGACCAAAUGAGAAAACCAUCCCAAUGACCCAGCCAAUAGGGCAAAAUGGGGUCCCUUGCAUCUACGACCUUACAGUCCCCACCCUCACGAAACUUCCGGAGUACCUCCGGGAGCACAAUUACAUCAAUCCAGAGGAGUAUACCUCAUCUCCAAUGCAGUGGGCUGUUGGACAGAGCCAGUUCGAAUGGCUUGCCAAGAACAAACGCCAUCAGGCUCUGUUCAAUUCAUACAUGUCCAGCAGACGAGAGGGAAAGCCCAACUGGUUUGACGUCUACCCCCUGGAAAGAUUAAUAGACGGGGCAAGCUCCCACCCCGAAGCUGUCUUCUUAGUGGACAUCGGAGGAAACCAGGGUCAUGAUCUCGGCAGGUUUGUCUCCGGGUACAGGUCCAAGCCGGGGCGGCUUAUUCUACAGGAUCUGCCCAAAAUCGUCUCAACGGUUGACCGGACGGGCAUUGAGACAAUGGGAUACAGUUUCCUAGACCCACAACCUGUGAAGAAUGCACGCGCAUAUUACUUCCGGGCCAUUUUCCACGAUUGGCCAGACCACAUUUGCCAGAAAAUCCUUCUCAACACAGCGGCAGCUAUGGACCCCACAUACUCCCGUAUCAUCAUUGUGGACUUUGUUCUCCCUGACACUAAUGCGGGGCGUAUGCAGUCAGCCAUGGACAUCCAGAUGAUGAGCAUUGGUGCUGGGGUGGAGAGAUCGAAGCGUCAAUGGACCGAGCUAUUGGCUAGUGUUGGUCUGAGAAUUAAUGGAAUUUGGAACUUUAGUCCGGGAAUGGAGUCGAUCAUCGAGGUUGUUCCCGCUCUGGGAGCACCCGUGAAUGAGCUUGAUUAA
Messenger RNA from Penicillium salamii, 1200 nucleotides. Lineage: Eukaryota; Fungi; Ascomycota; Eurotiomycetes; Eurotiales; Aspergillaceae. The record is from the annotation of a GenBank genome assembly.